Molecule: messenger RNA, 2098 nt
Organism: Linum tenue
Lineage: Eukaryota; Viridiplantae; Streptophyta; Magnoliopsida; Malpighiales; Linaceae
Source: the annotation of a GenBank genome assembly
UCCUCACAAACAUUAGACCCGCCGUCUCGUGGUGAGUGCAAUUCACCGUCAAAUGACCGGUAAGCUUUCCCCGGCGGAAAUUUCUAAGGAAAAAAAAAAAACUUUCCCCGGCGGACUUCAGCACUGCGAAUUUCAUAUUGGCAACGGUCAAAGUAGACAGAGACUGUCAUGGAAGCGCUGUUAAGUUCGGAGCCUUUUCUCUCUAUUCGGGUCGCGGAACCUUGCCGCCUCAACCGUUUGAAUAUUCACAUUUCUCUGCGGUUUCCCGCGGAAAUUGGAGGUCGUUGUAUCGCGAGAGCUCGCUCGCGGGCGGUGAAAGCUGUUAUAGACUCGGCUACGCUGGAUCAAUUAGGAAUAUCGGAAUCCGAAAUUAGGAAUCCCGCGGUUUCUUCCACUUAUCGGAGCUCGAAUUUGCCGAAGCCGAAUCAGACUGUGCUGGAAGCUCAGGCUAGGGUUUGCACCGGACCUGAAAUGACCAAGCCGCUUAGCGAGGAGCAAGCUUUCAAAGUUUUCGACACCAUUUUAAGAUCAGUGAGGGGUGAGCUCAAAGACGAAGAGAGAGUUUCCAGAGCACAGCUAGGGGCUUUCUUCGCUGGAAUGACGAUACGUGCGAAUGCCUUUCCUGAAGCUACUCAGUGGAGUGAAGGGGAAAAGCGUGCAAUUAGCACGUUUUGGCCCCAGCUAGUCCGAGCUUUACCACCUGAUGUAGUCUUCAUUGCUGAUCCUGAGGGCUCUAUAAUGGGGAGUUCGAUAGGGCCGCAAUAUGUUGGCAAUGAUACGACUGAGAUGAGAUUGGUUGGUGCACUUAGGGAGGUAUUAGCUGGGGGUCAUCUCGGGUACGAGGAGGUCCAAGGUGUUCUGAGAGAUGUUCUUCCCUUAAAUGCUGAAGAUGGCAAAGACAGUUCGAAAGAGUCAUUGGUGUCAGCGUUCUUAAUUGGUCAGCGGGUGAACAGGGAGACAGAUCGUGAAUUGAAAGCAUAUUGCCAUGCUUUUGAUGAUGAACUUGGUCCUCCUCCAGUUGCUGAUGUGGGAUCAUUGACCCAUUAUGGUGAACCUUAUGAUGGGAACACACUUUUCUUCUGGAGCACGUUGUUUGUUGCUGCUGUUAGAUCCUGUUAUGGUGAAUCUUCAUUGCUCCAUGGUGUGGACUGGAUGCCACCUAAGGGAGGGAUAACCGAAGAACAAAUGCUGAAGUUCAUGGGUGCAAAUACACACCUAAACUCGUUGCAGGCGAAAGAGCUUCUUGAGGAUAAAGAUCUUGGUUUUGCCUACUUAAGUCAGCGUGAGGCUCUCCCAUCCCUAUUUUCAUUAAUUGGGUUGAGGGAGCACAUAAAGAAGCGUCCCCCACUGGCAACCACAGAAAAGGUUCAACAGUUAGUAAGGGUGAGCCAUAUUAUGACAACAACUGCUCUGGAUUUCGCUAUGACAACAAGACUGAGGAAGGUGCCCUCUCUAUGACAACAAGACUGAGGUCAGGAAAUGCAUCAAAAGGACUCCCGGUCAACUACUGCUCUGGAUUUCGCUCAUCCACUGCGGCAUCUGCUCUUGAAGUUGAUGGUGUCUCACGUCAGAGCUUUAGCAUUGCGGUCAACGCCAAGGAUUAUGGCUUUGAACCCACCGAUACUCCAAGAACAGAUAGAUCGGUUUCCAAGAACAUAGAGCUAGGUCUGGCAGCUCUUCAUGGCCAAAAGGGUCCUGCAUAUGAUCGUAUUGUAUUAAACGCUGGAAUGAUUGAUCACUUGCUGGGAUGUGACGGUGCAGAAGAUGUAAAUUCAGCCCUGGAUAGAGCUAGAGAAGCCAUCGAUAGUGGUCGUCCACUCAAAAGGUUCCUAAAUUAUAUCAAGGCCAGUAAUAAGAUGAAGUGAAUGAGGUCUACAGUAUCCUUUCCACUGGUGUAACACAUUACCUUCUUUCUCGUCCUAGAUCAGAGUGUGAAUGAGAAAUGCACAGUUACAUGUAAUUUAUAGGGCCGUGUUUUUUGUAGAAUCUCAAGAACAUUGCCUUUUAGAGCAAAUGGAUGCUCUUUUUCGUUCUUCUUCCAGCUUUUAUUCAUAACAAUCCAUCAUUCAUUAUAAAUAAGAAAUGCUAAAGACAAACA